Molecule: messenger RNA, 1824 nt
Organism: Aegilops tauschii subsp. strangulata
Lineage: Eukaryota; Viridiplantae; Streptophyta; Magnoliopsida; Poales; Poaceae
Biological process (GO): double-strand break repair via nonhomologous end joining; interstrand cross-link repair
Molecular function (GO): damaged DNA binding; 5'-3' DNA exonuclease activity
Source: RefSeq, a predicted model, not a curated record
CGUUUUCAUUUUGGCGCGCCUCUUCGCCUCGUCCCUCCCCUUCCCUCUUCCUCACAAAGGCGAAAACACCCCCCAAAAAUCCGCGGAGGGGGAGGCGGCGGCGCACUGGCGGCAAGUUCAGCGGCGGCCAUGGACGAGGGGCUGGUGUCCGUGGACAAGUUCAGUGGCGGCAGCCAGGCCUACUUCCUCACGCACCUCCACCAGGACCACACCCGGGGCCUCGGCGCGGCGUGCGGCUGGCGCCACGGCCCGCUCUACUGCUCCCCCGUAACGGCGCGCCUCCUCCCCACCCGCUUCCCGGGGGUCGACGCCUCCCUCCUCCGCCCCAUCGCCGCCGGAGCAUCCGCCUCGCUCACCCUCACCUCCCCGAUCUCCGGGCGCACCGUCUCCCUCCACGUCACCGCCCUCCCCGCCAUCCACUGCCCCGGCUCGCUCAUGUUCCUCUUCCGCGGCGACCUCGGGUGCAAGCUCUACACCGGGGAUUUCCGGUGGGAGUUGGGGUGCGACAAGGCGCGGACCGCGAAGAAGGCGCUCCUCGACGCGCUCGCCGGGGACACCGUCGACGUGCUCUACUUGGACAACACCUACUGCCACCCGUCGCUCAACUUCCCCCCGCGCCGCGUCGUCGCUCAGCAGAUAGUUGACCUUAUUCGUGCUCAUCCUGAUCAUGAAGUUAUUCUUGGCAUUGACACUCUUGGCAAAGAAGACCUCUUGCUUUAUAUAGCCAGAGCACUACAAACGAAGAUUUGGGUCUGGCCCCAGCGCCUACUGACAAUGCACCUUCUAGGCAUUGAUGACAAUCGAGAGAUCUUCACCACCCAGACCAGCUUGACGAGGGUCCGGGCUGUUCCAAGAUACGGCCUGAGCAUCGAGAGUCUUGAAGCUUUGAACACAGUAUGUCCAACUAUAGGAAUCAUGCCUUCAGGCAACACUUGGCUAUGGAGAAACAGCGAGGGAAAGAGCAAGUUGAGUGGCAAAGGACCAGCAAAGUCUACCAGAUGCAAAGGGCGAGGGCGGGGCGCAGUGGGCACAAUAGAGAUGAACUAUGAUCCCUCGUCACCACCAAAGCUAUUUGAGAAGGAUUCCUACACUCUGCCAUACACCGACCAUGCUUGUUUCACAGAGUUAGAGGAUUUUAUGCAAACAGUGCGCCCGUCAACGGUCGUAGGGAUUGUCAGCUCAUCAUACUGUUACGUGAAUCCUCGUGGUCACUUCGGCCAUCUCUGUGGAGACGAAGCGUGCUCUGACAAGACGCCCGUGAAGAACUGCGGGCAUGCUGGAAACUGGACGCCCGUGAAGAACGGCAGGCAUGCUGGAAACUCGACGCCUAAGAGAAGACCGAGUGCUUCGAAGACUCCAAGGAGAAGGAUGGUCAAGAUCUCCAGUCCAACACUGUACAGAAGCAGAGCUAUAAUGAUGAAAAGGAGGUAUUCCUGUGGUGCAAAGAUUGUAGAACCCGAAGAACCCAUCCCUGUCUCUUGAGAGUUAUCUCCCCUCCCCAAGUAAAUUUUAUCUUGCUCCUGUGAAGAUCAACAAGAGCUGAAUGAACAACCUGUCAUCGUCCCUUGAGUUAUCUCCCCAAGUAAAUUUUAUCUUGGUCCUGCAAAGAUCGACAGCAGCCGGAUGAAGAACCUGUCAUCGUCCCUUUAAUUAUUUCUUCAAGUAAAUUUUAUUCUGCUCCUGUAAAGUUUAACAACUGGGUAGGAAGAGCCUGUGCGACCUAGCUCCCUUGAGUUCUUCUCACAAGUAAAAUUUAUUUAGCUCGUGUAAUUAACAAAUGGAUGGUGGAAGCAGUGGGAUAGGAAGUGUUCUGAUACUGUUUAA